AUGGUCCUACGUCAGGAUGGACGGAAAGUAAGUCAUCAAGCAAACUCAAUUAUGGAGUCGAUUCUUUUCCUUUGAUGUGUAAAACGAAUCUACCCGGGUCGAAGAUUCAACCGUACUGAUUAGUCUCCAUCUUCAGGCCAGGGCGGUGCCAUUCCCCUCGAAAAGGGAGCGCAGAAGUACCAAUUCCGUGGCCUUGCAGCUAGACGUCGCUCUCGAAAGCGAGUAUGGAUAAACCUCGUCGCCAGAUAUAUGGUCACUAUCCUAUUCGUUGCCGUCGUCUACAUCCUUCUGAUCGGAUACUCAAAGCCCGACCUCAUUACCAGAUCGGAGAAGCGGUACUUCUACGCGCUCUUUGUCGGGUUCACUCUCGCCCUCGGUAUAGUUACCGUCAGCCAGCUGAACAACGUGGUCAACGAUGUCCGGUGGUGGAUUCUAUCUCGACGAUAUCGGUCAGCUCACAAGGCAAGUACAGCAACAGAGUUAUCUGACUUUGAUGUUAACACAAUAAUAGGUUGAGGCCAUAAUGAAUGCAACCAGCAUGUCAAGUAUUUUCCUUCUCGCUUUCAGAUCCAAGCGGAUCUCGAUUCACAUUUCGGUCUUGAUCUGGCUUCUUCUCAUUGUGGUAUGUCAUCAGUGAAGCAGCAAGAGAAUUAUUAUCUGCUUACACGAAGUAAUACUACAGGGAUCGCAGGUUGCCUACAGUAAGUUCAACGGUUAUCAAACAGACGAAGCAGCGUCUUAUAUAUUCCGGGACCGUUCACUGACGUUUUCUUCUUAGGUGCUGUCGGUUUGACUUUUGGCGUGGAGAAGACCGAGGAUAAAGCCAUGUUGGUCAAGGGGCAAAUCCUGAUCCCCGAUAUGUCCAAGUUGGAAACAGGCCGAAUUAUCAAAUCAUCCGACUCCCUGGGCGCACAGCAGUACACAGCAAACACGUAAGAUAUACAGCCCUCUCACCUACCGCGCGGCAUAUGCCAUGUUCUUCUCACAAGAUUCUAAUCCAUAUAUCUACCAGCUAUGGGACAAUGGCUCUUGCGUAUAGCCAGGGAACACUCGACCAGAUCCCCAGCAAGGGCUAUCUCUGGUUCCAAGACCACCCCAUUGUAUUCUGCGACGACAACUCCCCAUCAUGCACCUACAUCUUCCACGAGAAAAACGCCCAGCUCGCCGCCGACCCAGGGGCCAUCCCCGUCCAGUCCACCACCAACCGCAGCGUGGAAAUCACCAGCCGGUGCAACAGCUACCCCGUCACCCGCGGAGCAAACGGCACCGUGACCAACAUCACAAUCACUGCCGAGUCCAAGGACACCGUCAUCACCCUCCCCACCACGCCCGGAUCAGACCAAUCCACCUUCAUGACAAGGUACGACCAGGAGUGCGGGCCCAACUGCCGGAUCAUGUCCGUGUUUGAGGUCUCUGCCGAUGCCUCCUGGUACUACAGCUGCACCACCUGGCAGGGUCCCGUGAAGAACGCAACUCUCCCGCAGCAUGAGAUCGCUGAGGAUGUGACCUACCUCGCCACCACGGCCAUUGGCCUCCAGGGCUUCGCAAGCUCGUCAUCCGGCAGCACAGAACAGGAGAUGGAUCCCAUGAAGAGCCUGCAAUACAAGGUCUACCCAUCCGCCACCAUGCCCGGCAAGCCAGCUAACGGUUCGACCCGGGCCAUGGAAGGGCUGCUAUCGCGGUUCGCCAUCGGUGUGAUCGCCAUGGCCGCAGAGUCCAACUCGGGCAUCGCCCUGGAAGGCAGAGCGCCGCAGAUCGGGCAGAAGCUGGGCGUGGAGCACUGGAACCUGAUACACAUGACCUUUGCACUCACCGCCGGCCUGCAGUUGAUCCUGGCCAUCGGCGUGACGCUGGUUGCUGAGCGUGUGAUCGUGCCUGAUGGGGGACCGAUAAGUGAGGCUCAGAUCUUCAGGGCGAUGACCAGCGAUCGAGGAGUGCAUGCCGUCGGGUCCGGCUGGAGAUAUAGAUUUGAUCAUGUCGGCACUGACGGCCUCUAUGACUUGUACAUGGAGGAAAAGGGGGCCAAGGGCUCCCAGUCGGACAGUGAGGAGGGCCCGUCGCCAUCUAGAGUCAUGGAGGCCACUCCUUCGGAGCCACCACGAUCAAGAGGCAACGCCAACAUUGGGCACUAG
Clonostachys byssicola is the source of this 2132-nucleotide messenger RNA. NCBI's taxonomy places the organism in Eukaryota, Fungi, Ascomycota, Sordariomycetes, Hypocreales, Bionectriaceae. The record is from the annotation of a GenBank genome assembly.